CCCCUUUCCUCCCCCCCGCCUCUUUUAUGUCUGUCUUUAAACGCUGUCGCAGCGAGGGUUGGGCACAUGUUUCUGCUGCCGCCUGCCCGCCGCUGAGCCCUGCAUCCGUACGGCCCCGCUUCCCGCUCCGCGCCCCGGAGGGCACCCAGCCCCCCCUCUUCCUUAUUUCCUUCCCGCAGCUGGCGCCCGGCGACCCCCGCGGGCGGAGAUACUUUCAGUAGAACAAACUGUCAGGAAGAGAAGUCCUUACUCUUGAUUCCCUGGUAUCAAGGACUCAUCAGGCAGCAUCUUCAGUCUAUUGCUUCAAUAUUCUUGGCCAAGCAGAGGGAGAGAUUUCUUCAGUGCUUGUCCAUCUAUCUCAGCUGAACUCGACUUCCUUGCUGUUUUUCUCAUAUUACAAAUGCCUAAGAAUAGCAAGGUAGUGAAAAGAGAACUAGAUGAUGAGGUCAUUGAGUCAGUUAAGGACCUUCUCUCUAAUGAAGACUCUUCAGAUGAUGCCUUUAAGAAAAGUGAACUUAUGGUUGAUGAUCAGGAGGAAAAAGAUGUUGACGUUGAGGAAGGCUCAGAUGUAGAAGAUGAAAGACCUGCUUGGAACAGCAAACUCCAAUAUAUUCUGGCACAAGUUGGAUUUUCUGUGGGAUUGGGGAAUGUGUGGCGAUUCCCAUAUCUGUGUCAGAAAAACGGUGGAGUGAAUUGCAGCCUUCAGAGCAGCAGAGAAAAGCAAGUGAUCAUUAGAGCUAAAGCCUUCUUGGUUUUCAAGUUAACCAUAAUGCAAGAUGGUGAAGGUGCCUAUCUUGUGCCGUACUUAAUCUUGCUACUAAUAAUAGGGAUUCCACUCUUUUUCUUGGAGCUUGCUGUGGGGCAGAGGAUCCGCCGAGGGAGUAUUGGUGUAUGGAAUUAUAUCAGCCCCAAACUUGGAGGAAUUGGAUUUGCAAGCUGUGUAGUGUGUUUCUUUGUGGCCCUGUACUACAAUGUCAUUAUUGGAUGGAGUCUGUUUUACUUUUCCCAGUCUUUUCAGCAUCCAUUACCAUGGGACCAGUGUCCUUUAGUUAAAAAUACAUCUCAUACCUUUGUGGAGCCAGAGUGUGAAAAAAGUUCUGCAACCACUUACUACUGGUACAGAGAAGCGCUGAAUAUUUCCAGCUCUCUGUCAGAAAGCGGAGGUUUAAACUGGAAGAUGACUAUCUGCUUGCUGGCUGCCUGGGUCAUGGUAUGCCUAGCCAUGAUCAAAGGCAUUCAGUCCUCAGGCAAAAUCAUGUAUUUUAGUUCCCUUUUUCCUUAUGUGGUACUUUUAUGCUUUCUGAUCAGAGGACUACUCCUUAAUGGGUCAGUGGAUGGAAUUCGUCACAUGUUCACACCUAAGCUUGAAAUAAUGCUGGAGCCCAAGGUCUGGAGAGAAGCUGCUACUCAGGUGUUCUUUGCCUUAGGGCUUGGAUUUGGUGGAGUCAUUGCCUUUUCAAGCUACAACAAGAGAGACAACAACUGCCAUUUUGAUGCUGUACUGGUGUCCUUCAUCAAUUUUUUCACUUCUGUGCUGGCAACUUUGGUGGUGUUUGCAGUUCUGGGCUUCAAAGCCAAUAUCAUAAAUGAAAAAUGUGUUAUCCAAAAUUCAGAGAAGAUUUUAAAACUUUUGAAAAUGGGCAGUCUGAGCCAGGAUAUGAUCCCACAUCAUAUCAAUUUCUCAAGCAUUACAGCAGAAGAUUACAAUUUAGUUUAUGACAUUAUUCAGAAAGUUAAAGAAGAAGAGUUUGAUUCUCUUGGUCUGAAAUCUUGUCAAAUUGAAGAUGAACUUAACAAGGCAGUUCAAGGAACUGGUUUAGCUUUUAUUGCCUUCACAGAAGCAAUGACCCACUUCCCUGCUUCUCCAUUCUGGUCAGUCAUGUUCUUCCUCAUGUUAGUAAAUUUGGGACUUGGAAGUAUGUUUGGAACCAUUGAAGGCAUCAUCACACCCAUUGUUGAUACCUUCAAAGUCAGGAAAGAAAUUCUUACUGUCAUCUGCUGCUUGGUAGCAUUUUUUAUUGGCCUGAUCUUUGUGCAGCGCUCUGGAAAUUAUUUUGUGACAAUGUUUGAUGACUACUCAGCUACUCUGCCCCUGCUUAUUGUGGUCAUUUUGGAGAAUAUUGCAGUCACCAGAAUUUAUGGAAUAGACAAGUUUAUGGAGGAUCUGAAGGAUAUGCUUGGGUUUUCUCCAAGCCAGUAUUAUUACUACAUGUGGAAGUAUGUUUCACCUUUGGUAUUGUUGUGUUUGUUGACAGCUAGUGUUGUCCAAAUGGGAUUAAGUCCUCCUGGCUACAAUGCUUGGAUUGAAGAUACGGCUAUGGAAGAGUUCCACAGCUAUCCACUAUGGGGAAUGAUUGUCUGUAUAUCUCUGAUGGUGUUGGCCAUACUGCCAGUCCCAAUAGUCUUCAUGGUGCGCCGUUGCAACCUUAUUGAUGACAGCUCUGGUAGUUUGGCAUCUGUAUCCUACAAAAGAGGCCGGAUAAUAAAGGAACCUGUUAAUUUGGAGGGGGAUAAUACAAGUCUGAUUCAUGGGAAGAGUCCAAGUGAAGUGCCAUCUCCAAAUUUUGGCAAAAACAUAUAUCGAAAACAGACAGGAUCGCCAACUCUGGACACUGCUCCAAAUGGACGUUAUGGUAUUGGGUACCUGAUGGCUGAUAUGCCUGAUAUGCCAGAGUCUGAUUUGUAACUGCAGGAAAAAAAAUGCUGUUAGUUUCUCCUCUCUCACUGAUCAUGGCUCUCCUACGAGAAGUGGUCAGCUUCACUUAGUAGGGUGCGAUCUCAGGUGCUCCAUAGCGACAGUCUUUAAAAUGUCAUGACUGUAUGUACAGGUUGAGAAAACUGGCUUUGGAUUAAUCCUCUGGGGUUUUGUUUGCACUGAAAGGAACGCAUUCAAAAUCAGUGGCAGCCUACAUCUGCCAGCAUAGCCAAGGAUUUGAUUUUUUAAAUUAAUUUCUAAAUUUAAAGCUUUCUGUCUCCCAAGCCCAGGUCUUACUCAAAUGAGAAAAUAUUUCUGUGGUAAUAUCACUGAAAAUCCUUUUUUUCUGCUUUCAGGUUAACUCCCCAGUAUUAAAAGUGAGCUCCAAAGUAGUUCACCAAGCCCGUGUUUGUGUAAACAGUUGUAAAUACCUUAUGUAGAUAUGCUGUACUUAUUUUGUUAGCACUGAUAAUUACUUAGGCUAUUAGCUGUGUAAAAAAACAAACCUGCAAACUAUUUUCUUAUGUAAUAGCUGUAUAGAGCAAUAGGAUUAGAAAAUCGAGGAGUAGACUUACAGGAAGGUGAGGAAAGAUUCCCUGUUCACUGGGGACUGCGUAAACUGUGGCUGUAUACUUUGUGUAAAAUACUUGCUUUUUCAGUGUGAAAACAAUGUUAGAGUGAGUCACUCCAAGAAUCUUAAGGAUUGUGCAGAUUCUGCAUUUUUUUCUAUGCUGUGUGCCUAAAAGAGACUUUCUUGAUAUUUAUUGUGGUUACAAGAUUACAUAUAUAUUAUAUUUAUAUAAUAUACUUGUAAUGUAAAUAUGUAUAUUAUUCUGUAUGUAAUCAUUUCAAAAGUUGAAGCAAGAUGGCUUUUUUAAUUAGUUUCCUUCAGUUUUGCUUCUGUUUUAUGCAGGUAAUUUUUUUCAGUCAGUAAUCAUUAAGAACUGUAUGGCAUUACAUUUUAACCUAUGAAUAAAGAGAUUGACAAGGU
Molecule: messenger RNA, 3686 nt
Organism: Strigops habroptila (Kakapo)
Lineage: Eukaryota; Metazoa; Chordata; Aves; Psittaciformes; Psittacidae
Gene: SLC6A15
Product: solute carrier family 6 member 15
Exons: 13
Coding region: 401-2686 (761 amino acids)
Biological process (GO): sodium ion transmembrane transport; L-leucine transport
Cellular component (GO): plasma membrane
Molecular function (GO): proline:sodium symporter activity
Source: RefSeq, a predicted model, not a curated record